AGGUGUUGGGUUGAGCCCCAGAGAGAGAUUAGCAACGAGCAGAAAGUGCUGCUGAAGAAAGAUUGACGGAGUUGAAAGAAGUCUUGGUGGAGCCGGAGGAAGAGAUGGAGGAUGAGCGCAGACUGCUGGAUUUCAGCCGGAUCCCCCUGAUAAUCUUACAGCGAAUAGAUCCCAAAAAAUGUCUCUGUAAAGAUGAUGGAGUUUAAACUGAGCUCAGCAACCAGGAAGGAAACUCCACUUUAGAUGAGGAGGAACCAGAACCUGGGCAGACAAAAGAGGAGAAAAAGGAACAAGAACAUCAACGGUUUGUAGAAGAAGAGAGGCAACUCUACCUCAGUCUGGCUGAAAAGCAACUUGUGCUGAAACGGGAGACUGAUAACAUUUUAAUGAUUUCUUCUAACGUGCAAAGAGUCCACAGUAAAGAAGAACAAAGAAGGAACAAACUCCUCUCUCAGGCCCCCUCAGAAGUUGAGAACCAGGAUCAGGAAGGAAACAAUGAGCAAACAGGAAAAAGGAGAGAAGAGCAGAAGCAAAAUGAGAGAUGUCAGGAAACCAAACAACCAAAAGACACUGCUGACAUUUCAAAACCACUGCCUGACCAAAAUAUUAAUUCUUGUAAAAUUAAUAGUAAAAACCUUUCUCAAAAAGGUCACCUUAAUAAGAUGAGAACAGACAAGCCUAAGAAGCCUUUCUCAUGUGUGAGCUGUGGAAAAAAGUUCCCCACAAAAAGCUGUUUGAAAAUUCACAUAAGAACUCAUACAGGUGAGAAGCCUUUCUCAUGUGAGAACUGUGGAAAGAGUUUUGGUGAUAGAAGGUAUUUAGGAUCUCACAUGAGAAUUCAUACAGGUGAGAAGCCUUUCACAUGUGAGACAUGUGGAAAAAGUUUUCCAUGGAAACAUUGUUUGGAAAGGCACAUGAAAACUCACACAGGUGAGAAGCCUUUCACGUGUGUUACAUGUGGAAAAGGGUUUAUAGAAAAAAGCAAUUUAAAAAUGCACAUGAUAACUCACACAUGUGAGAAGCCUUUCACGUGUGUAACAUGUGGAAAAGGCUUUAGAGAUAAAGGCUACUUAAAAAUUCACAUGCAAGUUCACACAGGUGAGAAGCCUUUCUCAUGUGAGAAAUGUGGAAAAAGUUUUCCACGGAAACAGUGUUUGGCAAGUCACAUGCAUACGCACACAGGUGCGAAGCCUUAUACCUGUGUGAGUUGUGGUAAAGGGUUUAGAGAUAAAGGCCAUUUAAAAAUUCACAGGAUGACUCACACAGGUGAGAAGCUUUACACAUGUGUGAGUUGUGGAAAAGGGUUUAGAGAUAAAGGCCAUUUAAAAAUUCACACGAUGACUCACACGGGUGACAGGCCUUUCACAUGUGUGAGUUGUGGAAAAGGGUUUAGGGAUGAAAGCCAUUUAAAAAUUCACACAAUUACCCACACAGGUGAGAAGCCUUACAUAUGUGUCACAUGUGGUAAAUGUUUUGGACAAAAAGACAACUUAAAAGUUCACAUGAGAAAUCACACAGGUGAGAAGCCUUUUUCAUGUGUGAUUUGUGGAAAGAGUUUUACACAAAAAAUGCAUAUUGUCCAACACAUGAAACAUCACACAGACGAGAUGCCUUUCUCAUGCAUGACCUGCGGAAAAGGUUUUACAAGAAAAUGUGAUUUGGCAUAUCACAUGAGAACACACACAGGUGAGAAGCCUUUCAUUUGUGUUACAUGUGGAAAAGGCUUUAGUCGUAAAGGCUACUUAAAAAUUCACAUGAGAAUUCACACAGGUGAGAAGCCUUUCUCAUGUGAGACAUGUGGAAAAAGUUUUCCACGGAAACAGUGUUUGUCAAGUCACAUGACAACUCACACAGAUGAGAAGCCUUUGAACUGUGUUAGUUGUGGAAGAGGAUGUAUAAACAAAAGUUAUUUAAAAAUUCACAUGAGAAUACACACAGGUGAGAAGCCUUUCAUGUGUGUUACAUGUGGAAAACGCUUUAUACGUAAAAGCCUCUUAAAAGAUCACAUGCCAAUUCACACAAGUGAGAAGCCUUUCUCAUGCGAAACAUGUGGGAAAGGUUUUCAACGGAAACACUGUUUGGCAAGUCACAUGACAAUUCACACAGGUGAGAAGCCUUUCACCUGUGUGAGUUGUGGAAAAGGGUUUAGAAACAAAAGCUAUUUAAAAACUCACAUGAGAACUCACACAAGUGAGAAGCCUUUCUCAUGUGUUACAUGUGGAAAAGGUUUUAGAUGUGAAAGAGAUUUAAAAAAACACAUAAGAACUCACUCAGGUGAGAAGCCUGUGAAAAAGGUUUUAUAAAAACAAUUACUUGGUACGUCACAUGAGAACGAACAAAUGUGAGAAGCCCUUCUAAUGUGUGACCUGUGGAAAGAGUUUUGCGACUGAAAGCUGGUUAAAAAUUCACAUGAGAACUCAUACAGGUCUUAAAAGGUAUUCUUUUAGAUGUUUUGUUGAAACAAAUGAGGGGAAAAAAAUCAUAAUUUGUUUCCUAGAAAUCUAUUUUAAAAUAUAUUUUUAUUUUUAAGGGAGAAAUGCGUGUCUGAACAGAGAUUAAAUGGAUAUAAUGCCCUCAGACUUUAGUGUAGUGAUUAGUGAUCACCUCACAUUGAUAAAGUGCAUUUCAAGUCUGUUCAUGUCACUUUUCUGAUGCUGGAUUUGUUUAGUUUGGUCCCAGUUCCUUGGUCCACUUUUUUCUCCUAGCAAAAAUCUGCAACAUUCUGUCCUGUUAUUGUAGUCUGACUUUGAUUUGCUUCUGUUUGUUAAAGAUAUUUGCAACUGUGUUUCUAAGCUGCAGGGCGCUUUAACAAGUGUGACAAUCACAUUGAGUGAGGAAUUAUAGAUAAAGCGGGCUUUGACUUUGGCACAAAGCGCUCUCCUCCAAGGAGAGAACGGUGUGAUGAUUGUGUUGCAUGUAAUUGUGGAAUGAUGGCAGCAUUAGUGCUGCUGGAGGACAUUGGUGAUGGAAGAAUGUGGAGGGAACGUGUUUUCAGAGUUCCUGCUGACCUUCUGGUGUUGCACCCUCAGCUCAUUAUUAUGAGAGGUAUGUGGUAACUUUUGAGCUGAUUAAAGAACAGAGAUGAAGCCAACGUCUUCAUAAUUUCACUUUAUUCAAAAGAAUGCCAAACCCUUCUCUGUAUGUGUUCAAAACAUUUCUGACAAAGACGUUCGACCUGAGGAGAAUUGGAGUCUCAAUGAGCUGUUAAAUGUGUUCUCGGUGUUAACACUUCUUGUAACAUGUUAAUGUUUUUAAAUGGCACAAUAUAAAAAAUGUGAAAUAUAAAUCAUUUCACCUCUUUCACUAUAUAAUUAGAAAUACUUUUUUAACUGUUUAUUUUACCCUAUGUCUGAAACGCUUUUUAAAUGUUCUAAUAAUUUUGUAAUUUCAACCUGUCACAUAUUCCCCUUCAGAAAAGUUGUUGUCCCCAACAUCAGGACCUUCACACAUGAACCUCUGGUAAAUACCACUAUUAAAGUGCAAAAGUCAAACUUUUUCAAAAGGUUUACAGACUGGAACUCUUCAUACAUUCUUUUUGAGUGGGAACCUAUUUAGUCUCAAGUGUCAAUUCUUUUGUUGAGAGCAGAGUUAUCUCGUGUAUUGCUAUAAACACAAAUGUGAUUCAUAUUAAAUUGUAACAGUCCUCCCACUUAAUCUUUGAUAGAAAGAGUUUGGAUGAAAUCCAGUCUCUUCACACGAGUCUAGGUUAACUGCAUUCCCUGAACUGCUAAUAAACAAAUCAAUAAUGUAACAACAUUGUCUAUAAAAUCCCUGAAAAAAAUAAAGAGUAACACCAUAUACAUAUGGCAUGGUCAUUUCUGGGUAACAAUGCAAAGUCUGCAUGUUGUUAUAAGCUGGUGUACCCUGUAUCAUAAAUUAAUAUUUUUGGUUUCCUGCAUGCAUGUCUGG
Molecule: messenger RNA, 3909 nt
Organism: Fundulus heteroclitus (mummichog)
Lineage: Eukaryota; Metazoa; Chordata; Actinopteri; Cyprinodontiformes; Fundulidae
Product: gastrula zinc finger protein XlCGF57.1
Exons: 2
Coding region: 387-2303 (638 amino acids)
Biological process (GO): regulation of transcription by RNA polymerase II
Cellular component (GO): nucleus
Molecular function (GO): RNA polymerase II transcription regulatory region sequence-specific DNA binding; DNA-binding transcription factor activity, RNA polymerase II-specific
Source: RefSeq, a predicted model, not a curated record